GAUUGUUUGGAUGCAGAGAAAAACACAUCAGAGACUGGUGUAGGGGACUCAUUCAGGUGGGGUCUCACAGCUUUCAGAGUUUCACUCUGAAGAAUGGAAGAUUUCUACAUUAACAGCACCUCACGGAACCAAAGCUAUGAUUACAGCAACAUCACCUCUGACUACUUUGUUUACAGCGACAUUACUUUCAAAUACUAUGAUGUUGAAAGAGUUGAUUUCAUCAUACAUGUGGUGACAUGUAUAAUCGUUGGUAUCGGCCUUCCUUUGACCUUCAUGGCCAUCUAUGCUCUUUAUUCUCUGGUGAGAAGUGAUCAUGUUGCUCCGAUCUACGUCAUCAACCUUCUCAUUACCGACCUCCUUCAGCUCUGCUACAUGAUCGUUGAUGUAGCACAACAUGGGAUGAUGCAUACCAGCGCCUUUUAUAUUUACCUCUCUGGUCUGAUUGCUAGUGUUGGCUUCAUGGUCUGCGUCGCCCUGGAAAGGUAUUUGGUCAUCGCCCACCCGCUGUGGUACCGCUUCAGACGAACCAUCAAGACCUCUGUAGCGGUCUGUGUCCUGGUCUGGGCCAUUCCUCUUGUAUAUUUUCUCACUUUGCAUGUCUGCCAUGUUUAUGUGCUAGAAUCAAUACUCUUUGCCGUCAUUUUCCUCCUUCCCUUCCCACUGUUAAUCUUCUUCCUGGUUGGGACCCUCAGAGCCCUGUCUGCUUCCAUCUCUGUCCCCUCUGAUGAAAAACGAAGAAUUGUGGGAAUUUUGGUUCUGGUGCUGCUUAUUUACACGCUGCUGUUCCUGCCCACCAUCAUUUGUUAUCUGGGAGUAUUUGACUAUGACGAGCACCUCUUGUUCCUGCCUUUCAUCUUUGUUAGGUUGAGUCCUCUUGCAGACUUGGUCCUGUAUGUCUUCAUGAGGAAAGGGGUCAUAGACAAGCUUUUGGCCUCUGUGUGUUGUUGCAGAAUAGAUAGCAAAGAUAUCAGCAGUCCAUCAGUAUGAAUGCAUCUUAAGACGUGUUCAUGCACAUUUUAACUUAGUUGUUUACUUUUCUUUGUUAGUAAUAAUGAUAAAUAAAGUAAUGUAUUUUUACCCCAAACUGUGUGUAUUUUUUAUUAUUUUUGUACAGAUGAGAAACAAAACCGCAUAUUGUUUGCUUAUCUUUAUUUCAUAUAAGUUUAAUUUUUGUUUCUUCAGUUGUGUGCAUGCUAGUUUUUAGGAUGUGAUUAAAAUUAAAAGCUUUUUUAUUUAUUUUUACGGUUGUGCUUAGCAAUAUGGACAAAAUCUUUUUAUAUGAAAUUGUACAUUUUCUGGAAAUCCAAUAAAAAAAUCUGUUUCUUGGCAAAACUGUGAACGUUUGUCUUUGACCAGCUCACUAAAUCAAAACCUGAAAAAUUAAGGUUUAACUAAAACCACAGUGAUGUGGAGUUUGUUGAAAAAAUUAGUUUCUCUAAUACUCCAGACACGUAUUUGUUUACUCUUCUUUUCCCAUAAUCCUUAGUGUUGGGUGUUGUUAUAGCA
Molecule: messenger RNA, 1506 nt
Organism: Micropterus salmoides (largemouth bass)
Lineage: Eukaryota; Metazoa; Chordata; Actinopteri; Centrarchiformes; Centrarchidae
Product: G-protein coupled receptor 4-like
Exons: 4
Coding region: 94-987 (297 amino acids)
Biological process (GO): positive regulation of Rho protein signal transduction; phospholipase C-activating G protein-coupled receptor signaling pathway
Cellular component (GO): membrane
Molecular function (GO): G protein-coupled receptor activity
Source: RefSeq, a predicted model, not a curated record